This is a messenger RNA of Encephalitozoon intestinalis ATCC 50506, 459 nucleotides long. RefSeq names its product ubiquitin-40S ribosomal protein S31 fusion protein. The transcript has a single exon. Gene Ontology annotation, molecular function: ubiquitin protein ligase binding; protein tag activity. Gene Ontology annotation, biological process: protein ubiquitination; modification-dependent protein catabolic process. The coding region runs from base 1 to 459 and encodes 152 amino acids. The record is from RefSeq and is a predicted model, not a curated record. NCBI's taxonomy places the organism in Eukaryota, Fungi, Microsporidia, Unikaryonidae. Gene Ontology annotation, cellular component: nucleus; cytoplasm.
AUGCAGAUCUUUGUGAAGACACUAACAGGAAAGACUAUAACGCUGGAGGUAGAGCCGGGAGAUACAAUUGAGAAUGUUAAGGCGAAGAUCCAAGACAAAGAAGGAAUUCCGCCAGAUCAACAGAGAUUGAUCUUUGCAGGAAAGCAGCUUGAGGACGGAAGGACUCUAUCUGAUUACAACAUACAAAAGGAGUCUACACUCCACCUGGUGCUAAGGCUCCGGGGAGGAGGGGCAAAGAAGAAGAAGAAAGACUUUUCAACACCAAAGAAAGUUAAGGCGCCCCACGCAAAGAAAGGGCUGUCAUGGCUGGACAACUUCACGGUCACGGAAGAUAAGGUUAAGGUGAAUCUGGUCUCGUGCGAGGCAUGUGGGGUGGAGAUUUUCUGCAGAAAGACGGCGUCUGGCCUCAAGUGUGGAAAGUGCAACCGGGUUUACAGCGAGGGCGUUACUAGCAAUUAA